Pyrus x bretschneideri (Chinese white pear) is the source of this 1196-nucleotide messenger RNA. RefSeq names its product glutathione S-transferase F13-like. The transcript has 3 exons. The record is from RefSeq and is a predicted model, not a curated record. Lineage: Eukaryota; Viridiplantae; Streptophyta; Magnoliopsida; Rosales; Rosaceae. Gene Ontology annotation, cellular component: cytoplasm. The coding region runs from base 423 to 1076 and encodes 217 amino acids. Gene Ontology annotation, molecular function: glutathione binding; glutathione transferase activity.
AUUUUUAAGUCUUUUUAGGUUUUCUUCUAUUAUUUUAUCAUGAAUCCGUCUCAUAAUCGUAUAUUCUAACCAGAGCAUCCAAAAUUCUUCGAUUUACGUGUUGAAUAACUGUGAUUCGCAUUUCAAAAUAAUUAUUGCAUCGGGCGAAACAAUUCUUCUGUCGUCAUUGCAUCGGGGCUUUCAUUCAACCAUGUGAAAGAUCCGACGGAAGGUUAGGUCUGCAACAUUGUGCUACUGUUCUUUUUUUUUUUUCUUUUUUUCAAAUCAAAACUGUAAAAGACCGACAAAGAGUAUCUCAACCAAGAGAAAUCUCAGAGCCUUGAGUUAUAUUUAAUACGGACCUUGGUCCUCCAACGCAUACAUAUCUUCUUCUCCAAAAUCUCUAAGCACUGGCAAAUACUAAGCUCCCUUCUACUCCAACAAUGGUGCUCAAGCUGCAUGGACUUUCUGUGUCGACCUGCACAGCUCGCGUCGUCGCUUGUCUCCACGAAAAAAGCGUUGAUUUCGAGCUUGUCCCCGUCGAUCUUUUCGCCCGCGAAAACAAGCAGCCUGAGUUUCUUGCCAAGAAUCCCUUUGGCCUGGUUCCAGUAUUAGAAGACGAUGGCAUCACACUUUUCGAAUCUAGGGCAAUCACAGCAUAUGUAGCAGAAAAAUUCAAGGAAACGGGACACGAUCUCAUUCGUCGCGAAAACUUCAACGAAGCUGCAUUGGUGAAGGUAUGGACAGAAGUGGAAUCCCAACAAUACAACCCUGCAAUGGAACCGAUUAUUUUCGAGUUUUUCGCAAAGCCUGUGGUAGGAAUCGAACCAGAUCAAACGGUGAUCGAUGCAAGUUUAGAGAAGCUGAAGAAGGUGCUCGACGUGUACGAGGCCAGAUUGAGCAGCAACAAGUUCCUAGCUGGUGAUUUCUACAGCCUGGCUGACCUGCACCACUUUCCGGGCACCUUUUAUUUCAUGAAGACGCCUUGGUCUUCGUUGGUCAACGAUCGUCCUCGCGUCAAGGCGUGGUGGGAGGAGAUUUCAGCUAGGCCGGCCUCCAAGAAGGUGGCUGAGGGUAUGAAUUUUGGUGAAGUUUGAAGGUGAAUUGUUGUAACGGGUCUGCUGACUUGUUUGAGACGAUGUUUUGGUUCAUAUCUUCAUUGAUUGUAGCCGAAUAAUUUAAUUAGUACAAGAUGUUGCGUGACCACAAGUAUAAAA